AUGUACGUUGGAAGUAAAGUACACAAGACACGACAUUGGCUACGGUAUAAAUUUGUUAAAACUCAAUGCCGGUACGGUUCGUGGUAUGUUCCAACCAUCUUGAAAUAGAAAAGCGAACUUGUAUCGGUGAUUUCGAGGGUCUUCAUAUCGCUGUCCAGAUCCAGUGAAGAUUGAAAGUAUGGAUAUGUCUGUGGUUGCUGUGCUCCUUGUAGGGGUAGCUGGAGUGCUGACGAUGUGCGUUUUGUGUGGAUUUUUAGCAUGUGUACUGUACCUGCACUACCUACACGAAAAGUAUGCUCACAUUCCUGCAUCGCCUAGAAAGGGGUUCUUUUCUGGGCAUCAACGUAUCUGGGGUGGAUUUCGGAAACAGAAUAGAUGUUUCGAUGACAUGCUACUUGAUAUGAUGCGUGAGUGUGGAUCCGUGUUUCACGUCUUCAUCUAUUUCGUCCCAUUUGUGAUCGUCCUCGAAGCAGAUUUCGUUAGGGAGAUGCUUUGUAAAAAUGACCACCGCAAACCCUUGGCCUUCUACAGAGAUCUUAUGAAGGUUUGCGGUACGCGUUUUGUUGGAUCGGGCCUCGUAACUCAGCUCGACCCCAUCAAACACGCCAAAAGAAGGGCCAUGUUUAAUCCUGCAUUCCAUCGCAAAUAUCUGCAGAGCCUGAUGGGCCAAUUUAAUGCGGGCGCAGAUGUCUUGGUCGAGAAACUAAGCCAGAAGGCUGAUGGGAAGACGGAGGUCGCCAUGUUGGACGAGCUGAAUAGAGCAACGCUAGAUGUUAUUGCUAAGGUGGCGUUUGAUUUGGAGCUCAAACGAGAACCCGACGGAGAUUACCCGCUGUACAGAGCAAUGAAAACGAUUCUUAAGGGCAUGUCGGCUAGUUACGAAAACUCCUUCAUUGAACUCAGUCCAUUCGCGGCCGACCGUCAACUGCGGCGGGAGGUUAGGCAGGCUAUCCACGUAAUCCGUGAACUGGGGCGGGAAUGCAUAGAGGGAAGACGGGAUGCCAUACAGAGAGGACAGACGGUCCCUCAAGAUAUCCUGACUUACAUCCUUGAGGAGACAAAGGGACUGUCUGCAGAGGAGUCUAUACCAAUGGAAGACAUGAUAGAUGAAUUCACCACAUUCUUUUUGGCCGGCCAGGAGACAACAGCUAAUCUGCUCAGCUUUACCCUGCUGGAGCUUGGCAAUCAUCCAGACGUUCUGCACAGGGUACGCACUGAGGUACAAGCUGUGGUUGGAGAAGGACGUGUCGAGUAUGAGGACAUCAACAAACUAGACUACAUGAUGCAGGUGUUGAAGGAAACUCUGCGCUUAUGGCCUCCAGCCACCGUCACCAGUAGAGAGAUGUCUUAUGACGUCACUGUCAACGGUUUCAAGAUACCUGCAAAAACAUCCGUCGUGACGAGUACCUACGUUAUGGCCAGAAUGGAGAAGUAUUUCCACAACCCACUGGAAUUUGAUCCUGAUCGUUUCAAGAUUAGCGAAACACGGCCCGGAUCUUACAUCCCCUUCUCUUUGGGUUCGAGAUCUUGCAUCGGCCAGCAGUUUGCACUGAUUGAAGCACGGGUUCUCCUGGCAAAACUACUGCAGAAGUUCAACUUCACCCUCUUACCCGGCCAAGAACACGCCCUCCUUGAAGACAUUACAUUAAAACCAAAAUACGGAUGUAAAAACUACAUCACAUUGUUAGAAUGAAUCUUGGCAUGUUAAUUACAUUGAGGCCUAUGUACUCACAGGUGCAAGGCAGAUUGAACCAUUCCACCGGUUAUAUACAGUCGAAAAGGUCCUUGGGACUUAACGAAUUACCUUGUUAUAACAGGUACCUUGUAUUAACAGUAUUGGGAAAACAAAGGAAACCAAAGAAAAACAAACACUUGGGACCUAAAAGUUUGCUUGUUAUAAGCAGGACCUUGCUGUAUUAACAUUGCUCUUCUUAUCAGGGUUCAACUGUACUGUUAAAAAUGCAUGGUUAGUACAGUUUAUUACUGACUAAAAGUUUCACGAAACACUCACUAGCUUAGGGGAAACAAUGACAGUCAAUUGCUCUUUGCCAGUAUAUGAAACUGUACUAGGACUUUUAGAUAUGUUAAAUGCAAAUUGACAGAUCUUUAAGAAGCUUUUGCUGAUUAUUGUUUUGUGUUCGUAGUUGGGAAAGGAAGUAGUCCGACGAGACUUGUUAAAAUUACUGACUUAAUGUUUUAAGAAAUACUUAAUACAUGUAUACGGUGUGGAUUUAUUUAGUUAGUACUUUAGGAUAUGUAAAUAUUAAUGGGCAAAUCAUGUAGCUUGUGUGUGUGUUAGUUUUGUGUUAGUAUAGUAUUGCAAACAAGGGGACUAGAUAUCUCAUCCUUGUAAAACUUACGAUUAGAUGCAGUCGAAAAGCUUUACUGUUAACUCUGCCAUCUUUCAGAACCUAAGUGGGGGUACUUCAAUUUUUAAAAUACAUCUUUUCUAAGGAUAUACGUAAUUUUCUUUCUGACAAAUCAAAGGUAGCAGUGUAAAAAUAGGGGGAAAUAAUAAUCUGCAACCCAAAAUUUGGAUGAUUUUGGACAGCAGUCCUAGAGUUUCCAAACAUUUUUUCCCUCCCAUUUCGCUAGAUGUUGUUUGAUGCUGUUUGACAAUAUUCAAUUAAAAGCUUUACUAAAGGUUGCUAUAAUAGAGGUUGCUAUUAUAAUACUAAACGAAUGCUUAAUUUUUGAAGAUUGCUAUACUAAAGUAAAUGCUUAGUUUAAUCAAAAAUUAUUUGAAUCAAUCUUUACUUGAAUUGUGCCAUCACUGUAUGAAUACCUAAUGUAUAAGAAUGAAGGCUGGCACAAUGUGACUCUAUAAUCUCAGAUAGGGCAUAAGUGGGGAAAAAAGUGUAGUUGUUUGGAGUAGUAUUGUUAUGAUCGGGAAAACAUUGCAAAACGGUUUUGUAUUCCAACAAUCUCUGGAAAACUUUUUGAAAAAUCCUCUCGUUUAUUGAAGGAACUUUUUUUGCUUGGAUAUUAUUAGUCGUGUUGAACAGCCAACAGAGUGCAACUUUAACUUUUGGUUUAACUUUUGCGUUAUUUUCUCCCUAGGCUUUUCUAGUGAACCAAUCAGUGAUCGAGAAAUGUUUCAUUUGCUCGCCCGACGGUUGUAAACAUACGGGCUAAACGUGGGGUGAUCAAGUAUCAUCGCUAAUUAUGCAACGCUGGCGGUUCGUAAUGUAUCCAAACAAAAUCAAGUUGUAACUGAAAGAUACCACGAGUUACUCUGAACCUGAGGGCGAAAAAACUACAUGUUCUCCAUGCACAAUGGGGUUUUAAUUUGAAGUAAUAGUUUUUAGGCCUAUGUUCAAAUCAUACUCGAAUUACACUGAAAAAUUGUCUGGGUUUAUUUUACCAAAAAAAUGGUGAAAACUGGAACUACACAAACUUGGGUUGUUCUAUAACCAAUUGUUUGGGUUAGAAUUAAUGUUAAAUUCAACCAAAAGUUGUAGUCAUACAAGACCAAAUUAAAUUUAAAAUUGGGUAAAAUUAACCAAGGCAAUUUUUCAGUGUACGCACGGAAAUCAUACUAACAAUAUCCCACUUCGAAUUAGUUCAAAUACUGCUGUAAAAUGACACAAACAUGUAUAUAUCCUGGCAUGGGCUUGCAGACUUGUAUUAUACUUGUACUUCAAACAAAUAAAAAAAUUCUCCAGAACAGA
Messenger RNA from Patiria miniata (bat star), 3671 nucleotides. RefSeq names its product cholesterol 24-hydroxylase-like. Bases 179 to 1693 code for a protein of 504 amino acids. The record is from RefSeq and is a predicted model, not a curated record. Gene Ontology annotation, molecular function: iron ion binding; cholesterol 24-hydroxylase activity; heme binding. The transcript is spliced from 13 exons. NCBI's taxonomy places the organism in Eukaryota, Metazoa, Echinodermata, Asteroidea, Valvatida, Asterinidae. Gene Ontology annotation, biological process: cholesterol catabolic process.